Physeter macrocephalus (sperm whale) is the source of this 6238-nucleotide messenger RNA. RefSeq names its product zinc finger protein 275 (gene ZNF275). Lineage: Eukaryota; Metazoa; Chordata; Mammalia; Artiodactyla; Physeteridae. Gene Ontology annotation, cellular component: nucleus. Gene Ontology annotation, biological process: regulation of transcription by RNA polymerase II. The coding region runs from base 407 to 1534 and encodes 375 amino acids. The record is from RefSeq and is a predicted model, not a curated record. Gene Ontology annotation, molecular function: DNA-binding transcription factor activity, RNA polymerase II-specific; RNA polymerase II cis-regulatory region sequence-specific DNA binding. The transcript is spliced from 3 exons.
GGCUCAGCCAGGUGCUGGCGGCUCCGUGGCGCUUCCUGCCACGCCGGGCCUGGGCCGCGCCAGCGCCGCUCCGCCGAGGACCCCGCGUUGGCCGCCGCCGGGCCGAGGUGAGCGUGCGGGCCACAAGAGGAUGUGCGCGGAGCCCGGGAGGGUGUGCCGGGCCGGGAUGAGCGCGCGGGCCGCCAGAGGAUGUGCUGGGAGUCGCGGAUGAAUGUGCGGGUCCCGGGUGAUCGUUUGGGCCUCGGGAGGAUGUGCAGAGGACGGCCCAGGAGAGUGUGCAGGACUGGGGCAGGAGUUCCUGUUUUGAAUCCUGACUUGGUCUCUCACCUGGUGCAGGUCAGACCCGUCCCCUCACGUGGACUGAGCUGAGCAUUCAGAAAGCAUCUGGGUGACCCAACCGCCGGGGAUGGGUGAAGACGCCCAGUCGCAGGAGAUGGCGUCCACGAGCCCCCCGACGGCCAGUGAGCGCAGCCCUGAGGUCAAACAGAACGGGGACUCCGAGGGGAGGGGAGGGAGCCCCCAGAAUCUCCCUGUAGAACAUCAUUUUGCAUGUAAAGAGUGUGGGGCUGCCUUUCGGCUUAAGGUCCUCCUCGUGCAGCACCAGCGAAUUCACAGUGAGGCAAAGGGCUGGGAGUGCGGCGAUUGCGGGCAGGUCUUUCGGGGGGUGUCUGAGUUCAACGAGCACCGGCAGAGCCACGUGGCGGCAGAGCCCCGGCCGGGCCCCAGCCGGGCCCUUGACGAGGCCGUGGAGAAGACAGAGCAGCUGGAGAGGGAGGCGAAGCCCUUCGAGUGUGAAGAAUGUGGGAAGAGGUUCAAGAAGAACGCGGGCCUCAGUCAGCAUCUGCGCGUCCACAGCCGGGAGAAGCCCUUUGACUGCGAGGAAUGCGGGCGCUCCUUCAAAGUCCACACCCACCUCUUCCGCCACCAGAAGCUGCACGCUUCGGAGAAGCCCUUUGCCUGCAAGACGUGUAGCAGGGAUUUCCUGGAUCGCCAGGACUUUCUCCAGCACCAGCGGAUGCACACCGGCCACCUGCCCUUCGACUGCGACGACUGCGGCAAGUCCUUCCGAGGGGUCAACGGCCUGGCCGAGCACCAGCGCAUCCACAGCGGGGCCAAGCCCUACGGCUGCCCGCACUGCGGCAAGCUCUUCCGGAGGAGCUCGGAGCUCACCAAGCAUCGGCGGAUCCACACGGGCGAGAAGCCGUACGAGUGCAGCCAGUGCGGGAAGGCCUUCCGCCAGAGCUCCAGCCUCCUGGAGCACCAGCGCAUCCACACCGGGGAGCGGCCGUACGCGUGUGGCGACUGCGGCAAGGCCUUCCGCGGGCCCUCCGACCUCAUCAAACACCGGCGCAUCCACAGCGGACUGAAACCCUACGAGUGCGACCAUUGCGGGAAGGCCUUCCGCCGGAGCUCCGGCCUGAGUCGCCAUCGGAGGACCCACAGCGGAGCAAGACGCUGCGAGUGCAGCGAGUGUGGCCGCGUGUUCAGGAGGCGGUCGGCGCUACAGAAGCAUCAGCCCACCCACCGCGAGUAGGGAAGGCCCGCGGCCCCGCGGGGCCCCGGAGCGGGAGGGCAGAGUCAAAGGAGAUGAACAGUUUUGUAGCGCUUAUAUAUUUUCUCUUCAGAAAGGUUGAAACCGAUUUAUACUGCCACCAGCAAUUUAUAAGUGUUUGUGUUUCCCAUCUCGCCUGUCGGGAGCAGCUUCUCCCAUUUUGAUUGAGUUUCGGCUGGUUCGUCUGGAAUCGAGUACCUUCAAGGUAUUUAAAUGCACAGGCCUUGAACUGGAGAACGGGAGAAGAGAAACCCGCACGUGGGGGUGGAGCUCGGGAUGCUUGGUCCUCUCCUGCAAGCUCCCCCUUCAAGGAAACUGAGACCCAGAGCUGUUCAAUGAUGGUGUCCACAGAAUGUGAUCCCGACUUUCCCCAACAGAAGAUCGAUAGCCCCAAACUUCUUUGGCCUACUUGAAUUUAUAAAUUUUUAGGGCUGUAAAUAGAAUAGUCAAAUGUCUUAUAAUAUUUAAUUUAUUAAUUUAGUUCUACAUACAUAUUCUAAAUCACAUAUUAUAUAGAAUAAUAUAUUAAUUUAGAAAAGAUUCCACUCCAUGAGAUCAUUUUAUCCUAAUUCCCCGUAUGCAUUUCUAACCUCACCGUCUUCACCAACCUCAGAGGCCCUUUGGAGUCAUCAUUGUCAAAGCACACAUCCAGUGACUUCCAUCCAUCCGAGCUAUGUGCCACAUAGCACUGUGACAGUCCCUGCACAAGGCUCUCACUAGAAAUCGCCUCCCAAGCCAUAAGGACAGGUUCAUGUAACAUUAGAAUGAUUGUUGUCGUUUUUUAAUUUACUCUGUAGCUGUACCAUGCAAGCACUUAAGGUUUUCCUUUUUUUAAAUGACCUUUAAAAGGCUCUUUUAAAGCAUCGAAGACUUGUCAUUGUGAGGUCAUACUCUUAAGAAGAAGUACUAAAUCUGAGUUAAAUUUCUUUUGUGUCCUUUUUUCUUAAACCAAUUCAAUCUGGUGACUCCCAGGCCUAUCCAAAACUAGCGUCGACUGGGGUUUGUUUCAGGCCGAUGGGUCUUGUCCUCAAGCAGCACUGUUUUGUUCAAAAUCAGGUAGUUGAGAGAGCGUCCCCGUAAUAACAGGGACGUCGCGAGGACUCAAGCGUAAGGUGACGCCUCCUUUUCGGGAACGCUAGCCUCUCAUGGGGGGCCUAGAUGGUACUUCUCCAGUCCUCCGUUUCCACCUCUGUAAAAUGGGGAUGGUCACAGGACUACCUCCUAAGGUUAUCGCAAAGUCUGCGAUGCCGCGCCUGGCACGGAGGUACGCACUCAGUGAAGUCAUCUGCCGUCAUCACCAUGGUUAUCGCUGUUGUUCUAUGACUCAUUAGUACCCAAACUGAGGAUGGACCCAGGCCUCCUGACUCCUAGUCUCAUCUUCUUUCUCUCACGUGAUGACUUAAAAUACUGUUUCCGUUUUCUUGCAUGCAGGGUACGUUCAUCUCCUUUGACCAGUUACCAAGUUACCUUUGGACAUAUUGACUUUAUACAGCAGUUCUUUCUGUAUCGAUUGUGAUGAUCUCUUUUCCAGUUUUAUUGCUUUGCCUGUUUGUAGCAGUUUUAUUACAUUUUUGUUGUGCAAGCUUUUGAUUUUUUACGUAUCCAAACAGUCAUUGUUGUCAGUUAAGUCUUAACUUCCUUUGCUUCAGUAGUUAGAGAUGAUGACAUUUUCUUCUAGAAUUUGAAUUACAAACGAAGAGCUGAAAACCCUGCCCCACCCGAAGGUGGAUGCUCCAGGUGGGCAGGCUGGAUGGAAAUGGGCCGGAGACACAGGCUCACUCCUCAUCCAAGAUGCAGACUCUGCAUGUCUGUGGGCGGUACUUGACUAUCCAACCUGGCCACUCAGGCACUCGAGAGGAAUUUCCAUCUCGGAUUGGCCAGAACACUCUGGCUCUUCCUCAGUAUAGCCCUAACCUUCAGCGGCAGGGCUGGGCCUCACCCAGAUCAACGGGGUGGUCCGAACUUGGUCUCGGCAGCAGCUGGGAGCCUUGGCCACGCUCAGCGUGGAUUCAGUGCCUGAGCAGCAGAUCCAUCCAAGAGACAUCUAAAACACAAGAAAACUCACCCGACUGACGCUGUCACAUGGAUGGCAUCCUCCUAGCGAGUGAUUCUGGGACUAGAAGGAGGUCGGUUUGGUGGCUUCUGCUUUUGGCAGCUAGGCGGAAAUUCACCCAUGUGUUCGGACGUCACCUCCUGCAGCCACACCUAAGAGGGGCGACAGAGCAAAGGCUCGGAGACGAACCGUGCCCCACUGAUGGCCACCCCAGGCCUGGGCUGUGACUUGUAACAGCCUUGCCCAGGAGGGGCAGUAAAACAAGGGUUUGGAGGGCAACGGUGCCCUUCUGACGACGGCCCACGUGGCAUAAAAGUAGAAGUUGGUCAUCCUGGGGCUGGCCUGUCACCUUCAGCAGCACGGGCUGGCCAGGAACCUGGCUCCUCCAGUGGCCUGCAGGGCCCACAGAUAGAAGCUGGCCUCACCGGGGCUGUAGAGUUGACUUCCCAGCACCUGUGCCUGGGGUAGAGGCUGGGAAGCAGGGUCCCACAGUGACCCUUGUGACCUCAGCCGGAAGGUACUCUGGAAUGGCCCCCAGGCCACGCCAGUGGCUCUCUGUGACGUCUCCAUCCUGACCCCCGGGGCUGGAGAGAAGCUGACAGCACUUGUUGCAUAGUGAUUCUUUCUGCUCUGGGGGCCUCCGUUCUUGCAGUAGUUGUGAAUCUGUGUGUGAAAUCACUACUUCCUUCUCUCAUGAGUUUUCGCUUUUCAAGCUGUUAUGACCUAUUUGCUACAACUGUCAUUUGGUAAGGAAUGUUGGCGUCCACGGCGGGGCAGGUCUGGCACCUUAACCUGGAAGUACCUUGCCGUGUCUUGCCCGGGUUUUAUGAAGGAUCCAGAUGCAGUAUUCACUCAGAACUCAGCGUCGCCGUCACCGCUGCACUUGUCCCCAGCCAGGACACGGCAUCUUGGCAUCCCGUCAUGCCCUCCUUUCCUUUGUUCCAUUCUUGGUUCUCUGAUUUUCUCUCGAACAAACCGUCUGCCAGAGUGAACACGUCUUUUCCGUCACUCUGUUUGCAGGUGAAGUCCGUGCUCCCUCUGUGGCUUUAACGUGUGUCCUGUAGUUGCACCGAGUUCAAGUGUUUGCCUCUGGUCCCUGGGGGGUGGAUUUCCUUGGACUCUCUAGGUCUACUGCUACGUCAGAUGCAAAACGUGAUCAGACUUGCUGUCGUGUGUGCUUGUCUAUGCAUUUGUGUAUCUACCUCAUUUCAUUUUUCUUUCUAAUCACACGUAUUCCUUUUGCAAGGCAAAUGGAGAGCAGGUGGGUUAUAUAGAAUGCUGGCUCUCCUUCGAAAUCGGCCCUUUUCUUAUAUUCUGAAAGAAACCCUCCAUUGCUUUUAUUAAAGUUUUGAAUACUUGCUGACAUUUUCAAAAGAAAGUAACUGUUUACCCCACCCGGUUACGGUGGGCGUCUGUCUCUCUCGCGUGGGGUUGCAUUCCAUUCCACGUGCCUGGGGCUCCAGCCCCAUUGUGCGCCGUGUGGCCCCCACCCCGUCUAGGCCACAUUAAUUCAACCAGAACUGAGCACCUGACUCAAGGGCAGCAACCGGUCCACAGCGCGGGAGACAUGGACCAGACCUUUCGGGUCCUCCAACUGUGAAGUACAAACAAAGAAACUGAGAGAGAAGUUUCUAGUUGGUGCUGGAAGAAAGAGGGAGCCACCUGGGAUUUAGAGGAGUUGUCCCCACGGGCAGCACCGGCUUGAAGAUCUGUGGGCUCCGGCUGGGCACCCCCAGAGCAGCCUCAACCCCAGCACCGCACGGGAGGCCUGACUGGGUUACCUUCUGGGAUCUCUGGCAACUGCCCUCACUGGUCCACUUGUGUCCCUGCCAUAGACUCCCUUGACCUAAGCCAGCUUGAGUGGGUCUCUGCUUUUUGCAGUCUGUCAAGAGCAAUUGCAUCGUCCCGUUUGGCUGCUUCUUGAGAAGAAUCACACGGCUCGCUUUCCUCAUGUCCCACCUGGCCCUCGUUCCUGGCCCAAGGCCCACCUGACCGUCGUAAACUUACCCGUUUUAAAUGUGGUACUGUACUCUGUUUGCUAGGGUGGGUGCAAAUCUAUGCCUCCUAGUCUCAGUGAGUUUGACCACUGCUUUUCUGUCUGGGCACCGUUCCUGUACUGACCCCGUGUUUGCCCCAGGAAAUGACUUUAAGUCACCGCCCACCCUGUUCUUUAUUUUGGAAGUGUCUCGCUACUUGUAGCAAAUCCGUCAGAUUGGGGAAUUGAUCACUUCUGUAUGACUAGUAUACUUAACGUUGUGCAGUUCUCAUUGCAUCAGUUGGGUGUUUAUUUUCAAAAGUAGAAAUGGUCUCUUUAAACAAAAAUGGCCUUCAGCAUUACUUGCAGAUCUGAGAACAGCUAUGUCCUGCCCCAGUUUGUAUUUUGGUUGUUGGCACUAUUUUCUCACUCCUCCCCAGUCUCCUUAACUUGUCUGUUUUAUGGCACUUACUAUAAUCAGCUUUGCACUAGAGCUUCUCCCUCCCCGCCCUCCCUCACCCAUUAGACUGUGAGCUCUUAGAAGACAGGGGUGACCCUUCGUGUCUGAUUCCCCUUCCAGAUCUAGCACAGUGCCUUGCAUCGAGUAGAUUUCAAUAAAUAUAUGUUCAAUGGCAUUGGUCUUCCUUGACUUAUUUCA